Molecule: messenger RNA, 979 nt
Organism: Cyprinus carpio (common carp)
Lineage: Eukaryota; Metazoa; Chordata; Actinopteri; Cypriniformes; Cyprinidae
Product: zymogen granule membrane protein 16-like
Source: RefSeq, a predicted model, not a curated record
CUGCACAGUAAUCAUUUAGCAGUGAUAUGGUAAAUUAGUUUACUAAUUAACUGUAAUUAAUAGCAGUUUAGUCAUUUACAUCAUAUAAUCAUCGAAAGUGGUUUAUUGUUCACAAAGUGCCACUGAUUUGAAUACAGCAAAAAGUGUUUGUAUCAGUGACAUCAUGAAAUUCACAAAUCCAGAAUAACUCUAAUUCAAUAAAACAAUCAAAUAUUAAUUUAUUAUGAUUUCCUUAUAUUCCUGGAGUGUGUGGGACAGCAAUUUAUUCCAAAAUGUUGCAGUUUUUCCUGAUUCUCUCUGCAGUUUAUGCCAUGGGCAUGGCAGCACCUUUACCAGAUUUUUUCUCUUACUCACCUGCUGUUGGGGACGGCAGUGGGACUGAAUUUUCCACUGCCAAUGAAGGUCGCAUCACUGGUAUCAGAGUCUGGGAAUACAAUUACUACUGGGGCGGCUAUAUUUCUGGGUUCCAGCUGAAGUACGAGAGUAACUGGACAGCAGUGGUUGGUGCAAAUGGUGGCAAUCUGAUGGAAAUGAUACUCAAUGACAAAGAAGCAAUUAUUCAGAUCUCUGGAAAAUAUUACUCUGGUUACAUCUAUGAGCUUGUGUUUAUCACUAAUCAGUGGCGCUUUUUUAAAGUGGGACAGUCUAGUGGGGUAUCAUUUAACUUCUAUCCAACCCAGAAAGGAAAUGAGCUGCGUUUUCUCAGUGGUCGACAGAAUGGAAAUGGCAUCACCUCUAUUGGGGCUCACUGGGCCGCAAUACGUACUGCACCUGGAAAAGCCUGAAAUUAAUUUUUAUCAUCUUAAAUUUUAAUUUAAUUUGACCUUAUUACAGAGAAACAUAGAAAAAUGAAUCUUGUACUUGAAUAUCUUUGAUCAUUUGAUUAUAUUGUUUUAACCUGUACUAUGUUAAGGGGAUGUUCUUAUACUUUAUAAAUUGUAAAACAAAACAAAACAAAAAAGUGUAUUAAAUAAAAAUA